Messenger RNA from Diorhabda carinulata, 2854 nucleotides. Its product is annotated as zinc finger protein 260-like. Bases 358 to 2517 code for a protein of 719 amino acids. Lineage: Eukaryota; Metazoa; Arthropoda; Insecta; Coleoptera; Chrysomelidae. The transcript has 2 exons. The record is from RefSeq and is a predicted model, not a curated record.
AGAAAUAAUAUCCCCAUGCAAAUCACAAAGAACCUCUCUCUUUCUUAUGGGUGUUAAGUGGAACGAACCCAUUUUGUAGUUCCGUGACUCAUUGACACAUUUGUAGAAAAUAAAUUUAUAGUUUGUCUAUGGCAACAGAACAUACCAAGGAUAUCUUAGGGUAUGUUCUGUGAUGUCAGGUAACCUUUACUACAUAUAUUUACAGUUGAUGUGUUGGGUAUUGGGGAUUAUGACAUUAUUGACUACAUGUUCAUAGUUAUAAUAAUAUUUGUCCAAUAACGUAAGUCAAUCAAAAUACCAUCAAAUUCCUUGCAGUAAAAUUAAAGACAGAAUACGUAAGUUGAACAAAAAAAUUAAAUGGAUUCCUCAAACUUUAUUUGUUUUCCAAAAAGAGAACUAAAAGAUGAGUUAGAUAUAGAAACACCAAAUGUUGAAGGACAAGCAACCUUUGGUAAUGAAGAUUUUAAACAAAAUUCUACAAAUUUUGUAAAUACUCCUUCCAUGAUGGUAAAGGUCGAAAUUGAACCAGAUAUGAAAAAAGAGGAAACUACGGGAGUGACAAAUAUUCUCGAUCCAGAAGUAUUUAAAGUGAAACUUGAACCUCUAGAUGUACCAGAUAUAAUUGAUCAAAAUGUUAUUUAUUCAGAAAAUUUAGAAUGGAAUAUGAAUACUCAACCUGGUCCUUCCAGUUAUAAAUCAACUAGUAGAUGUCCGUUUACAUUGAAAAGUAUCAAGACUAAAAAUAAGAAACAAAAAUAUAAAUGCCCUAUUUGUGGAAAAAGUCGGGUACCUUUAUCUUCAAGUAAAAAACAUAUUAGGUCACAUUUUGGAUCACGUUGCAAUAUUUGUUAUUUGUGCGGAAAGUUUUCAAUUACAAGUUACGAAUAUCUGGAUCACUUCAAGAAACACACAACAAAACAGAAAUAUCGCACUAAACAAAUCAAUUAUUCAAAUAAAUUUAGAGCCAACGAUCAUCAAGAUAACGUAUGGGCCACCUUACAAUACAAACACUUUUUAGAUUAUCCCGACCCGAAGGAAGACGAUCACAGUGAUGGCAAAUUUAAUAGCAACGAAUUAAAAAAAAUAAACGGCAAAUGGCAGUGUUACAUUUGUUACAAGCAGUUCAUUAGAAGAGCAUACUUGAAGCAACACAUGAGGAUACAUACCGGUGAAAAACCGUUUUUAUGUGAACUCUGUCCAAAACUAUUCAUAACAAAAUCCCAUUUAAGAUAUCACAUCAAAAUUCAUACAGGAGAUAAACCGUUCAAAUGCAAUUUAUGUUCAGUGGAAUGUGUUAGUAAAUCCCAGCUAACAAUUCAUAUGAGAAUCCAUACGGGUGAAAAACCUUUUGUUUGUUCAAUUUGUUCGAAAGAAUUUAUUACAAUAUUUCACCUACGGAAGCAUACAAAAGUACACACCGGAGAAAAACCGUUCAAAUGUGAAAUUUGUUUCAAAGGUUUCGGCCAAAAGUAUUCUUUAGUCAUACAUUUAAGGAGCCAUUCGGGAGAAAAACCUUACGAAUGCGAAAUUUGCCUAAAGAGAUUUUCUCAAAAGAAGAACAUGAUUCUUCACACGGGCAUUCAUUCCGAUGAACGACCAUUCGAAUGUACCAUAUGUUUAAAAAGAUAUAGCCAGUCAACGCUGUUGGAUCGUCAUAUGAAGACGCACUCCACGGACAAACCGUUCAAAUGCGAAAUCUGCUUCAAACAAUUUUCCACCAAAUCACAUUUCAACGAACAUUUUCGAAUACAUUCGGGCGAAAAACCAUUCGUAUGUUCAAUUUGCUCCAAGUCGUUUACCCAACAAUCAAGUUUACGUAACCACGCGAACAUACAUAAGACUGAAAGACCGUUCAAAUGUGAAAUAUGCCAAAAGGGUUUCACUCAAAGAUCGAGUUUGAAAUUACAUAUGAGCAACCACACUCAAGAUAAACCAUUUGGUUGUGAAAUAUGCCCAAAACGAUUUGCUCGUAUGUCAGUUCUAAAACGCCACAUGAUUUUUCAUUCCGGCGAGAAACCUUUUAAAUGCGAAAUUUGCUCGAAGAAUUUCAGCAUAUCUUCUCAUUUAAAACAACAUUUGGUGAGUCAUACUGGGGAAAAACCGUUCAAAUGCGAGUUUUGUCCAAAACGUUUCGCUCUAAAAGCCGGCAUAACAUUACACAUGAGAAGUCAUUCUGGCGAAAGGCCGUAUCAGUGUAUUCUUUGUCCUAGAAAAUUCUCCCAGAAAUCUAAUUUAACUGUUCAUUUACAAAAUCACUCCAAAGAGGAUAGAUUCAAAUGUCGCGUAUGUCAAGAAAAAUUCAGCAACAUCGAAAAUUUGAAUCGUCACAUGACCGUCCAUACUGGCGAACGACCGUUUCAGUGCAAUACUUGUUACAAACAAUUCUCUAAAAAAGCUCAUUUGAGGGAUCACAUGAGAACUCAUACAGGGGAAAAGCCAUUCCAUUGCGAAUUAUGUCACAAGAAGUUUUCUCAGAAAUCUAGUUUGAAUGUUCAUAUGAAAAGUCACUGCCGUUAAACAAAAUUUGAUGUCAGUUAAACGCGAAAUCGGCAAAAAAAACAAUUUUGAUCCUUCUAUCACUUUAUAGUCCAGUCAUCCUAGGUCAAAUUAGUUGAUUGUUUCGGAAAAUCGACAUACCCAUUAUAUUACCAUGUAAAAAUUUGUAUGUCCCCUAACGUAACACCUCUUUUGCAAGAUAGUGUCCUAAAUUCAUUAAAAGAAACGAACUUGAAAGAUGUGAUUUUUCCACUUGCGAAAAUCUACCCGAAAAAGUUCUUGUUCGUUCAUGGAGCAACUUGUGGCCGGAUGUGACACUGUUAGAACAAUACAAAAAGAAAAGAUAGAAAAAAAAUAA